AAGAAAAAGCAAGAUAUGCGGUGGUGCGCGUGGUUUACUAUACAAGACACAGACUUGUUUGAAUCCAAACAACGAAAACCAUUGGCGCCACCCAACCCUUGUUUUCCUCUUCCAUCCAUCCAUUUUCCCUCUGAAUACUAAAUAAAAUGUCUCUCUCUUCAUACCAACCCAAAACCAGAAAGAAAAAGAAGCAAAGCAAUGGGUACGCCAACUACGAGGUUGUAUCAUCACCACCACGGACACUCCUCUGCCUCCAAAUUCAUCAUCUUCUUCUGCCUCUCUGCUUUCAUUGGCCUCGCUCUCAUCGCCAACCUCUUCCGCGCCUCCCUCUCUUCCCACUACCUCUCCAUCGCCACUAACUGGGUCGACACCAAUGCCCCCCUUGUUCUCAUCCCCAAGGACCCCGCCACACCCAAAACCAACAAAGAAAAAGAUGGGAAGGGUGUAAAAAGGAGGGGUCCCGAGAGAUUCCUUUCGUCCACAUUUGCAGAUUUGCCUGCCCCCGAAUGGCAUUGGGAGCAGAUGCCAUCGGCUCCGGUGCCUCGGCUUGAUGGGUACUCUAUACAGAUUAAGAAUAUGUUUUAUGUGUUUGGAGGAUAUGCCCAUCUUGACCAUGUGCACUCGCAUGUUGAUGUGUUCGAUUUCAGCAUCAACAAGUGGGUAGAUCAGAUUCAAAUGCCAAAGGAGAUGGCUAAUUCACAUUUGGGCAUAGCGACUGAUGGGAGGUAUAUAUACAUUGUCUCGGGACAAUAUGGUACCCAAUGCAGAGGUCCUACUGCUGCUUCCUUUUCACUAGACACUGCAACAAAGAAAUGGAAACCUUUGCCACCAUUGCCAGCUCCCAGGUAUGCUCCUGCAACUCAAUUAUGGAAAGGAAGACUUCAUGUCAUGGGAGGUAGCAAGGAGAAUCGCCAUGAACCUGGAUUAGAUCAUUGGAGUUUGGCUGUGAAGGAUGGUGAUGCAUUGGAGCAAAAAUGGCGGGAUGAAGUUCCCAUUCCACGUGGCGGACCGCAUAGGGCAUGCAUUGCAGUUGAUGAUCGACUUUUUGUUAUUGGUGGACAAGAGGGUGAUUUUAUGGCUAAACCCGGUUCACCUAUAUUCAAGUGUUCACGCAGGCUUGAGGUGGUCUAUGGAGAUGUUUAUAUGCUGGAUGCAGAAAUGAAAUGGAAAAUUUUGCCAGCUAUGCCAAAACCAAAUUCGCACAUAGAGUGUGCAUGGGUAAUUGUCAACAAUUCAAUUAUUAUCACUGGAGGUACCACAGAAAAACACCCAGUGACAAAAAGGAUGAUGCUGGUUGGGGAGGUUUUCCAGUUUCAUUUAGACACAUUGAAAUGGUCAGUGAUUGGAAAGCUUCCUUACCGUAUAAAAACCACAUUAGCUGGUUUUUGGGAUGGAUGGCUAUACUUCACAUCAGGGCAAAGGGACAGAGGGCCAGAUAACCCACAACCGAGAAAGGUCGUUGGAGAUAUGUGGAGAACGAAAUUACAAUUGUCAGUUUGAGAUAAGAAACCUGCAUAUUGUCAAAAGUGUUGUUUUUUUUUUUUUUCUUCUUCCAAUUUUUGGUUCACAUUCUUGCCUCAUGCAUACUCAAAUUAUUUUUCUUUUCCCUUUUCAAUUAAUUCAAUGCCCUAAUUGGGUAAUUGUUAUGUAAAAUUUGUUUAUUUUCAUUUUUGUGUACAUAGUUCAGAUUUGCUUCAGAUAUAUAUGGCCAUCCGGAAUUAGAUUUGUUAUUUUGGUUUCCAGUUACAUUGUAGGAUUUGUUAUCAUAAAUAACAGUUAAAUUAUAAUUUCUUCAACCCAAGUUGAAGAGAGAAAAUAUGUUUUGCUAAAA
This is a messenger RNA of Cajanus cajan (pigeon pea), 1831 nucleotides long. RefSeq names its product kelch repeat-containing protein At3g27220. NCBI's taxonomy places the organism in Eukaryota, Viridiplantae, Streptophyta, Magnoliopsida, Fabales, Fabaceae. Gene Ontology annotation, molecular function: protein binding. The record is from RefSeq and is a predicted model, not a curated record.